CAGAACCAACUGACAUCAUUGUGGUUGUAUGAACUGUGUCCAGGUGCAUUUUUUCCUCAUUCAGUAGUAUUAACUGUAUCUAGCCUGCUGCUUUUCCUUAAUACCCGUCUUUGCUUCACUAAGAAACAGCACAGCUCUGUGACCUGUUAUCACUAUCCUUUGGAGAUACCAUGAGUAAUCCGAUUGGAGAUGAUGCACAAUCUGUCCAAGAUGAAAAAGACCGUGAGGGUGAAUUGCUCUGCUUGAAGAUUAAAGCCCAGUUGGAGGAUUUGCUCUCCGACAGCCACCUGGCAGAGGACGGCUUCCUGCUGAAACAUAUGCAGAAGAACAAUCAGGGCUACGUCAGUCUCAAGCUCCUCACUUGUUUGAAAAAGAUAAAGGUCCUGACCACCAACUGGUACAUGACUCUAGCAGGAGCAGAGUACUCAGAACUUCUGGAGGUGAACGAUGAAUGCACCAAAGUGAGGCGGAUACAGCCACUUCCCAAAUGGCUGCUGUGUUCCCCCACUACCAAGCUCCUCCUCGCCUGGAAUCUUUCUGUGGAGAAAACAACUGGAGAAGACAGAGCGGCUCGAGGCCUGGAGCACCCUUUACUCUCAGAGAGGAUCCUCCAAAAGUUCAGUACUUUUGGCAACAUUACUUCAGUCUGGAUCCUGCAUCCUGGCAAAGAGCUUCCCAAAGAGCUACAGCGCUAUGCCAAGUGUCACAAAGAGCUCGGCCAACAUUUGUGUGCAGUGGUGAAGUUUGAUCAUUUGGGGGAAGUUCGUAAGGCCUACAACGCCCUGAAAGCAGAAGAGAAGAAGUCUAAUGGUGAGGGCAUGUGUGUGGUACCUUUGGGAUUCCAGUCAAUGCACCAAGUGGCCAAGGACGAACCAUCAGAGGAAAACAAAAAGGACCAACCUGAGGACACACCUUCCCAGGAAAAUCCACUUGAAACCUCAGGGGAUUCAGUCCAGGAGGAACCCUCCGCACCAGUUAAAGUUUCUGACAAGACUCCAGACACAUCUCAGCCCCAAACAUCCUUGGAUAACUCCAUGCAAAAAACCUUUGAGCAGAUCUCCACCAGCUGUAACAGCCAGUCCCUCUCCGGUUUGAAUCAGAGGUACAGUAAGACCAGCUGGUGCUCUGGAGACUGUGAUAAAGAGAAUUCUCGGAGCCCCUGGGUGCUAAGGCGCAAAUUUGCAGCCAGUGUAUUAAACCCCAAGGUGGCUCGGCACGUGAAGGCGCCCUGCUUAGUGCUGCGUCAGCCCUUCGGCCCUGAUGGCACCAAGGGCUUUCAGAGCAGAGGGAAACUGCUGCAGCAUGAAGAGCUCAAAUUCUCCCUUGGAAGUUGUAACACCACUAGUGCUCAGUAACAGUUUUGAGAUAGCAGAUAACAGAUUUGUGGAGCAAAAAAAUUUUUUAUAUAUGUAUAAGCUGAUGAAGGAAAUAAAAAAUGUUUUGC
Sander lucioperca (pikeperch) is the source of this 1444-nucleotide messenger RNA. RefSeq names its product La ribonucleoprotein 6, translational regulator b (gene larp6b). The record is from RefSeq and is a predicted model, not a curated record. Lineage: Eukaryota; Metazoa; Chordata; Actinopteri; Perciformes; Percidae. Gene Ontology annotation, molecular function: mRNA binding. The transcript has 3 exons. Gene Ontology annotation, cellular component: nucleus. Bases 171 to 1355 code for a protein of 394 amino acids.